Esox lucius (northern pike) is the source of this 4655-nucleotide messenger RNA. RefSeq names its product phospholipase C, beta 3 (phosphatidylinositol-specific) (gene plcb3). Gene Ontology annotation, molecular function: calcium ion binding; phosphatidylinositol-4,5-bisphosphate phospholipase C activity; calmodulin binding. Gene Ontology annotation, biological process: lipid catabolic process; phosphatidylinositol-mediated signaling. Bases 561 to 4367 code for a protein of 1268 amino acids. The transcript is spliced from 33 exons. Lineage: Eukaryota; Metazoa; Chordata; Actinopteri; Esociformes; Esocidae. The record is from RefSeq and is a predicted model, not a curated record.
UGUUCGUUUUUUCCCUCUCUUCCCCACUCCCUCCUUCCUACUCUCUCACUCUGUCGUGCUCUGCGCUCCCCCUUUUCUAUAAUCAUGAAGGGAGAAAAAGAAGAGAAGAAUCCGGCGGGGACGAGUGUGAUGAGAAAGUUUGCAGAAAGCUUUUAAAGGGAGAUGAAAUAGAGAGAGUGCGACAGUAAUAGGCGGGUGGAAGGAAGAAAUGAAGGAAGGAAUGGAUCUAUCUAUCCAGCCAGCCAGCCUUUCAAUGCGAUAUGGACCUAUAGCCUAUAAACAUAUCUAGCCUACACCGGCAGACAAGACAACGCAACUCAAUUGCCCGACUGUUCUUAGCGUAUUACUUUUUGAACUGUUUAGGAUAGUAGACUACUGAAACUUCGGCUAUUAUAAGCCAAGUUAUCGUAUUUCCUUACUCCUAUAUAGAGCAACGUCAAAAGCUGCAAGUCACAGCUCAUCCCGGAAAAGGACUUAGCCCCAAGGACCAAGGGGCACGGAGGAGGGCAGGUCGCCGAAGUCGGAGUUUAGGCGUUGCCACACAGCGUUGAUCCAGAGCCAUGGCUGGGGCGAAGCCAGGAGUCCACGCUCUGCAACUCAAACCGGUGUCGGUUCACGACAUACUAAAACGCGGCAGCAAGUUCAUAAAAUGGGAUGAGGAGCCCAACAGUGGCCAUCCCACCCUGAUUACGUUGAGGGUAGACCCAGAUGGAUUCUUCCUUUAUUGGACGGGUGGAGCCAACAUGGAGGUGGAAAUUCUGGAUAUCAGCCAGAUCAGGGAUACCAGAACAGGGAAGUUUGCCAAAUUGCCAAAGGAGCCACGUGUCCGAGAAGUGCUGGGAUUCGGUAAACCGGGCGAGGCAGGCGUUAGCGUGGAGGCAAAGUUGGUCACGGUCGUCCAUGGCAACGACCUGGUCAAUGUCUCCUUUCUCAACUUCCAGGCUAUGAAUGAGGAAACCGCCAAGGUGUGGACAGAUGAAUUGUUUAAACUAGCCACAAACAUCCUUUCCCAGAAUGCAUCUCGCAACACCUUCCUCCUCAAAGCGUACACCAGGUUAAAGUUGCAAGUUAAUCAGGAUGGAAAGAUCCCAGUGAAGAAUAUCCUCAAAAUGUUUUCUGAUAAGAAGAGAGUGGAGACAGCCCUGGAACAGUGCGGUCUGGUCACCAACAGGGUGGAAGGCAUUAAACCAGAUGAUUUUACAUGGGAGAUGUUCCAGAGUUUUCUUCACAGUCUCUGUCUACGUCCAGAAAUAGAACGCAUCUUCGUAGAGCUUGGCUCUAAGGGGAAGCCAUUUCUUUCCCUCGAUCAGCUGACAGACUUUAUAAACAGACGUCAAAGAGACUCUCGACUCAACGAGGUACUGUACCCUCCGCUAAAGAGGGAACAAAUUCGACAGCUGAUGGAGAAAUACGAGAGUAACGCCAGCCAGCUGGAGAGAGACCAAAUUAGUCUGAUGGGGUUUACCAAGUAUCUAGGAGGAGAGGAGAAUACCAUCGUCCCACCAGAGAGACUAGACAUUAUAGAUGACAUGAACCAGCCACUGUCCCAUUACUUCAUCAACUCGUCACACAACACUUACCUCACAGUUGGUCAGCUGACUGGUCUGUCGUCAGUGGAGAUGUAUCGUCAGGUGUUGCUGACUGGAUGUCGCUGUAUCGAGCUGGACUGUUGGAAAGGACGGCCGCAAGACGAUGAACCCUACAUCACACAUGGCUUCACCAUGACCACAGAGAUACCCUUCAAGGAAGUUAUUGAAGCAAUAGCAGAGAGUGCAUUCAAGUCUUCUCCAUAUCCUGUCAUACUCUCCUUUGAAAACCAUGUUGACUCUGCGAAGCAGCAGGCCAAGAUGGCAGAGUAUUGCCGGACAAUCUUUGGAGACGCCCUGCUCAUUGACCCUCUGGAGAAAUAUCCGCUGGUCCCAGGACAGCCCUUACCGUCACCACAGGAGCUGCUGGGUAAGAUUCUGAUUAAGAACAAGAAGAAGCACCAGCACAACAGAGCAUCCAGCGGGGGCAGCUGUCGGAGGAGGACAGGAGAGGAUGCUGUGGACAUGGCUUCUUCACCUGCUCAUGACUCCACUUUCAGUGACUGCGAGACUGGCCAGCUGCUUUCUAAUGGGGAGGAGAAGCAGGCUGAGAGGCUUAUCAAAGAUGGAGAUCCUCGCAAGUCUCUUGGAGGCGAGGGAGAGAGCGAGGAAGAGGAGGAAGAUGAACCAGUGCCUGAACUGAAGAAACCUAACUCAGAUGAGGGUACAGCCAGUAGUGAAGUGAAUGCAACAGAGGAAAUGUCGACUCUGGUCAACUACAUCGAACCUGUUAAGUUUAAAAGCUUCGAGAACGCAAACAAGAGGAAUAAGUAUUUUGAAAUGUCGUCAUUUGUGGAAACCAAGGGUAUGGACACGCUGAAGAGUUCUCCUAUCGAGUUUGUUGAGUACAAUAAGAAGCAACUCAGUCGUAUCUAUCCAAAAGGCACCAGAGUAGACAGUUCCAACUACAUGCCACAACUCUUUUGGAACGUUGGCUGCCAGAUGGUGGCAUUAAACUUUCAGACACUUGACCUGCCCAUGCAGUUGAACAUGGGUGUGUUUGAGUACAAUGGGCGCAGUGGCUACCUUCUCAAACCUGAGUUCAUGAGAAGAACCGACAAGCACUUUGACCCCUUCACUGAGAACAUUGUGGAUGGAAUUGUAGCCAACACCGUGAAGAUCAAGGUGAUCUCGGGCCAGUUCCUGACUGAUAAAAAGGUGGGCGUAUAUGUGGAGGUGGACAUAUUUGGACUUCCUGCUGAUACGAAGAGAAAGCAUCGUACCAAGACAUCUAACGGAAACUCUCUAGACCCCGUUUGGGAUGAAGAGGUCUUCGUCUUUAGCAAGAUUGUCCUUCCAACCCUGGCCUCUCUGAGGAUAGCAGUGUUUGAGGAGAACGGGAAGUUCCUGGGACAUCGAAUAUGCCCUGUUUCAACCAUCCGCCCUGGUUACCACUACAUCAGUCUGAAGAAUGAGCUGAACCAGCCCCUGAUGCUGCCUUCGCUAUUGGUCUUCACCGAGGCUCAAGACUACAUUCCCAACGAACACCAGGAGUAUGCUGAGGCCCUGACCAACCCCAUCAAACAUGUGAGUCUGCUGGCUCAGAGAGAAAGACAACUGGCUUCUUUGAUUGAGGACAACAGUGAGAGAGUGUUGGAGCAACCAAAGUUGUGUGAGAUUGAUUGGGAGGGCGAUGCCCCGAAGGUCAAGGUCCCCUCCCCACUUCACCAGGUCCCUGCCCCUGUUGAUGACAUCAGCGAGAUUAUCAACUCACCAGGGCAAGGCCAGAAAGAGGAUCUUAUUGCCACAGUCCUGGCGAAACUCCAGCCUCAGUCCCUAGAAGAGCUGAAACAGCAUAAGUCCUAUCUCAAGCUUUUGAAAAAGCAAUGCAAAGAGCUCAAGGAGAUCCGCAAGAAACACCUCAAGAAGGUGUGGGCCCUGAGUAAGGAACAGAGGAAUCGCUGUAACCAGCUCCAGUCAGACACAGAGAGACGACGCAGUCAGAUGGAAAAACACUUGAAACGCAGUAUAAAGAAGAAUUUCUUUGUGUGUGUAUGUCUUAGUGAGUCAGCUGAGCCGGUGCAGAAGCAGUUGACAGCAUUGGAGAUGGAGGUGAAGACAAAAACAGUGCAGCUCAGACAGUGGCAGAUGGAGGAGCUCCUGAAACUCCGCAAGGAACAACACAAGCUGGAGAGAGAGAAGAAACACCAACACUUGGAGGAGUCUUUUCCAAAACUGAAGGAGGUGGCCCAGGAAUGUCAGACGGCUCAGCUAAAAAAGCUCAAAGACAUUUGUGAUAGAGAGAAGAAGGAGCUUCAGAAGAUUCUAGACAGGAAGAGACUGAACAGUAUUGUCGAGGCCAAGAGCAGAGAAAGCGAGAAGGCCGAGCAGGAACUGAUAGAGAUCAACAGGAAGCAUAUCUCAGACUCGGUCACCUUAAUCCGUCGGUUGGAUGAUGCCCAAUUAAAGCGUCAAGAGAAGUUAUUAAUCGGACAUAGAGAAGUCCUAAGACACAUUGAGGAAGACCAACCACUGAUGAAAGCCCGUUUGGAGCAAGACUUGAACGAGGAGCUACAGCGUCUACCAGAGGAGAUCUGCACAUACCUGCAAACAGAACUUGAGUCCAAAGGUCUCCGUAGUGACGCUCUAUUUUCAUCCAAUCACAACAGUCCAAGUCCUAGCUCCAGCUCGGGCCCACCUUCCAACUGCUCCACGCCCACUUUUCCCCUAACUCCCAAUAGGAGCACCUGGAACAGGAGCAUGGACAAUAGCAUUGCCUCAUUGGUAGACUCAUCCUCUUCCUCUACUCCUGUCCUAUCAGAAGCAGAGUUGACGGGGUAAAUUUUAAUAUGUACAUUUAUUGAAUAAUUGUCCUGGGCUUUUGUUGGUGAACUUCUAAUGUUUUCAUUUUUAAAUUGUUUUUAUUUGUAAUAGAAUUUUACUUAUUCUAAAAAAAUCUAAUUCUUCUCACCGGGGUUUUAGAGGGAGAAAGAUAUUGAAGUGAUACUUUUCUUCAUGAAAUUAAUGUAUUUUUUCCAUGCCUGUGUCUUUUUGAAAUGUGUUCUCUUUACCAAAGCCCUUUGCUUGUUUGACACACACUCCAGCAUUAAAUUCUCAAGUUGUAUGCAA